Molecule: messenger RNA, 2658 nt
Organism: Aegilops tauschii subsp. strangulata
Lineage: Eukaryota; Viridiplantae; Streptophyta; Magnoliopsida; Poales; Poaceae
Product: nucleobase-ascorbate transporter 11
Biological process (GO): transmembrane transport
Cellular component (GO): membrane
Molecular function (GO): transmembrane transporter activity
Source: RefSeq, a predicted model, not a curated record
UCACAGCGGUCGGUCACUUGCUGAGCAGCUGCUGUGCUAGCUACCUUCCACACUACUCAAGCUGCUGCGCGUUCCGCCGGCGAUGCCCAGCUCCCGCCGAACUACCGCCCGCGGCGGCGGGGCCGCGCCCCCGCCUGCACGCGGAGACGGCGAGGACGACGCGCGGGUGCCGCCCUUCACGGGGAACAACACCGACCACAACCCCCGGGAGCUGCGGUCCUGGGCCCGACGCACCGGCUUCCACCCCUCCGCCUUCUUCUCCGGCGAGUCCGCGGUCUCCAACUCCUCCACCGCCACCGCGCGUCCCCCGCCGCCUCCGCCUCCCCCGGCAUCCUCCCUCCGCCCGCCGCGCCCUCCCGCGGCUGCGGAGGACGACCCCGAUCCCGCCCCGCCGCUCGACCUCGACCGCCGCGACCAUCAAGUCCGACCUUGCCGCCGCAUCGACCUCCGCGGCGAGCUCGAGAUCCCGCCCGUCGAGGUGCCAGCGCAGCCAGAACCGGCGAGGAGGAGGGACGGCGUCGAGCGCCUGCUCGGCGAGAGGGCGGCGCUCAAUGUGGGCAGGAGCGCCAACGGCGUGCGCGCCAACGCGGAUGCGGAUACGAGUGCGAGGAAGAAGGCGGAGGAGGCGGAGGCGAAGCGAAAGGCUGAGGAGGCAGAGGCGAGGAAGAAAAAGGAGGAUGAGGAGAGGGACGCGGAGCUGGCCGCGUACUACCAGCAGCAGUGGGCCAACGAGGAGGACGGUGUUGCCGACGGUGUGCAAGGCGAGGAGACGGCGCCUCUUAAUCGGCCAUCAGGGCUCCGCUGCGGCGUCUCGGAGAACCCCGGGUGGGCACUCCUCGUAUUUUAUGGCAUACAACACUACUUGUCAAUAGCCGGUUCACUUGUUUUUAUUCCUUUGAUAUUGGUACCAACCAUGGGUGGAUCGGAUGUGGACACUGCAACAGUCAUUUCCACCAUGUUAUUAGUGUCUGGUCUUACAACAAUACUUCAUACUUUUCUUGGUUCUCGGCUUCCAUUGAUUCAAGGAAGUUCUUUUGUAUAUUUGGCUCCUGCAUUGGUGAUCGCGAACUCUGAGGAGUUCAGAAAUCUUAGUGAAGAUAAAUUCAAGCACAUAAUGAGGGAAUUACAGGGGGCUAUACUUGUUGGUUCAGUUUUCCAAAUAAUUUUGGGGUACAGUGGUCUUAUGUCACUGCUUCUGAGAUUGAUAAACCCAGUCGUCGUGGCACCAACUAUUGCUGCAGUGGGUUUGGCGUUUUUCAGUUAUGGUUUCCCUCAUGCUGGUAGUUGUGUAGAAAUAAGCAUGCCCCUCAUUGUAUUGCUUCUUCUGUGCACCCUGUACAUGAGAAAAAUAUCCCUGUUUGGAAACCAUAUCUUCCUCAUCUAUGCAGUACCACUCAGUGUUGGCAUUAUAUGGGUGUAUGCAUUCUUCCUAACUGCUGGUGGUGCAUACAACUUCAAGGGCUGCAGUUCAAGUAUACCCAGUUCAAAUAUAUUAUUGGAUUCAUGCAGAAGACAUGCAGAGAUUAUGAGGCGUUGUCGAACUGAUGUUUCUAAUGCUUGGAGAAGUGCUGCCUGGGUGAGGGCUCCGUAUCCAUUGCAGUGGGGCCCUCCUACAUUUCAUUUCAAAACAGCUAUCAUUAUGGUGAUAGUUUCAGUGGUUGCAUCAGUUGAUUCACUUUCAUCAUAUCAUGCUGCUUCGUUGCUAGUCAAUUUAAGCCCUCCAACACGUGGAGUUGUUAGCAGAGGGAUUGGCCUUGAGGGGAUUUGUACUUUUAUCGCCGGACUAUGGGGUACAGGAACUGGGUCGACAACAUUAACAGAGAACAUCCAUACCCUUGACACAACCAAAAUGGCCAGCAGAAGAGCUUUGCAGCUUGGGGGAGCCUUGCUGGUCAUUUUCUCUGUCUUUGGAAAAAUCGGAGCUCUCCUUGCUUCUAUCCCUGUUGCUUUGGCCGCCUCUGUUCUUUGCUUCACCUGGGCUCUUAUUGUCGCACUUGGCUUAUCCACAUUGCGAUAUACCGAAGCUGUAAGCUCAAGGAACAUGAUAAUCGUUGGUUUUACCCUGUUCAUCUCCCUGUCCAUCCCCGCAUACUUUCAGCAAUAUGAACCCAGCUCCAAUCUCAUUCUACCGGGCUAUCUUGUUCCGUACGCUGCAGCUUCGAGUGGACCAGUUCGCACUGCCAGUGAUGGGCUAAAUUAUGCAGUGAACGCUCUUCUAUCCAUCAAUGUUGUGGUGGCUCUGGUUGUUGCAAUAAUCCUUGACAACACGGUGCCGGGAAGCAAGCAAGAACGAGGGGUAUACAUCUGGUCAGAUCCUAAGUCCCUGGAGUUGGAUCCUGCAUCUCUGGAACCCUAUCGGUUACCAAAGAAGAUAUCAUGCUGGUUCAGAUGGGCCAAGUGCGUUGGCUUUUAACAUAGCAUGGCUCAACUCCCCUGCACUGGUAGUGCCUGCUGGGAGGUAGGGAUGCAAAGAUUCUAUAUUCUACUCCCUCCGUUAAUAGAUGACUCAACUUUGUACAAAGUUGAGUAUUGUGCAACAGUUUGUAUGCUAUUCAGGUAGGGCCUUCUAGCUACUGGUCGUUCUGGGCAUCUGCCUGGAGCUCACUGCAUGUAAAUUUAAAGGGUAAUGAUAAUUGGCAACCGUUACUCAGGAGGAAA